Messenger RNA from Loxodonta africana (African savanna elephant), 498 nucleotides. RefSeq names its product ribosomal protein L36 (gene RPL36). Gene Ontology annotation, biological process: cytoplasmic translation. The coding region runs from base 106 to 423 and encodes 105 amino acids. Gene Ontology annotation, molecular function: structural constituent of ribosome. The record is from RefSeq and is a predicted model, not a curated record. Gene Ontology annotation, cellular component: cytosolic large ribosomal subunit; ribosome. The transcript has 4 exons. Lineage: Eukaryota; Metazoa; Chordata; Mammalia; Proboscidea; Elephantidae.
AUCCUCUCCUGCCUCUCUGGCCCGCGCCCGGGUGGAGAGUAGAUAUCCCAGAUUUCCGCGCGGCACCGGCCCUUCCGCCACAGCAGCCAUUGAAGAAUAGCAGCCAUGGCUGUGCGCUACCCGAUGGCCGUGGGCCUCAACAAGGGCCACAAAGUGACCAAGAAUGUUAGCAAGCCGAGGCACAGCCGCCGCCGCGGGCGCCUCACCAAGCACACCAAGUUCGUGCGGGACAUGAUCCGGGAGGUGUGCGGCUUUGCCCCCUAUGAGCGGCGCGCCAUGGAGCUGCUCAAGGUCUCCAAGGACAAGCGGGCCCUCAAGUUCAUCAAGAAAAGGGUGGGGACACACAUCCGAGCCAAGAGGAAGCGAGAGGAGCUGAGCAACGUCCUGGCCGCCAUGAGGAAGGCGGCUGCCAAGAAAGACUGAGAGCGUCCCUGCCUGUCUGCUGUAACCGUACCCCGCCCCCCACCACCACAGUAAUAAAGCUUUUCCAGAAACGUG